GGAUUGAUUAAAUAGGGUUCUGGUCAAUUGACUCUUUUGCUUUGAAUUGGGAAUAUGUGAUCCAUUUUUCAUUGGGAUCAACACUUACCCAAAUCCCAAGACCAGUUAUGAACAUAGGGUUACAGAAAAAAUAGUAUUAACAGUGAAGAAGGAGAGAAUUACCUGAAAUUUACCUUAUUAUUUUUUGUGAUUAUGAUAACUGACUACUCUCAAGUUGACUAUACAGGAUAUAAAAGAUGACAGAGAAGAAGAAAGAAGCACUGCAUGAGAGAGCCUAUACCACAUUCUCUCCCAUGUUUGGUGUCGGAGAAACUUCCAAUGAGUCCAAAACCCUCACAGCUGUUCCUGCAUUGCCCAAGAUCUCACGAGCUAGCUCAUCAACCAAUUAUUAGCAACUAAUCAGUCACCCCAAAACCCAAAAUUCAACCAAUUAUUUAUAUACCAACACAUAAUCUUCAUCCAAUCUUCUUUCCACUACUUCAGUUUCACUCUCUCUGUCUAACUCUAGCAGUUUCAGAUUCUGAAAAUGGUGGAAAAUCAGACAGAGUAGCUCAGUAGCCAAUUAGAAGAACCCACUAUGAAGAUUUUGCUCAUCUUCUUCUUCUUUUACUGUUCCAUUGGUUUUGCUUCUUAUGGUUCUGCUGCUGUGGCUAACAAUGAUGAAGCAUCUGCCUUGCUUUCACUAAAAGCAGGUCUGCUUGAUCCAUUGGAGAGUCUUAAGGAUUGGAAAGUCCAAUCUGGUCACUGUAACUGGACUGGUGUAUGGUGCAAUAGUCAGGGUCACGUCGAGAAGCUUGAUCUCUCCCACAUGAAUCUCAGUGGUUCAGUCUCAGGUGACAUCCAAUGGCUCAAAAGUCUCACUAGUCUCAACUUGUGCUGCAGUGCAUUCUCUUCAUCAUUGCCAAAAUCCAUGUCGAAUCUCACAGCACUGAAGAGCCUUGAUGUCAGCCAGAAUUCCUUUGUUGGUGAUUUUCCAGUGGGACUCGGAAGGGCGGAUGGCUUGUCAUAUCUGAAUGCUUCCAGCAACAACUUCUCGGGUUUUCUGCCCGAGGAUCUUGGCAAUGCCACAAUGCUCGAGACUCUGGAUCUUCGAGGGAGCUUCUUUGAAGGGGAGAUUCCGAAGUCCUUCAGGAAGUUGCAGAAGCUGAAGUUUCUUGGCCUCUCUGGGAAUAAUCUCACAGGUCAAAUCCCAUCAGAGCUUGGGGAACUUUUGUCAUUGGAGAGCAUCAUUCUUGGGUACAAUGAAUUUCAAGGUGGGAUUCCAUUGGAAUUUGGAAAUCUCACCAACUUGAAGUAUCUUGACUUGGCAGUUGGCAAUCUUAGUGGUGAGAUUCCAACUGAGUUGGGGAAGCUGAAGCUACUAGAGACAGUGUUCUUGUACAAGAACAACUUUGAAGGUAGAAUCCCACCUCAAAUCGGCAGCAUUCCUUCGUUGCAGCUGCUUGAUCUCUCCGAUAACAAGUUAUCAGGUGAAAUCCCAGCUGAGAUAGGUGAGCUGAAGAAUCUGCAGCUUCUAAAUCUCAUGUGCAAUAAGUUGUCAGGUUCAGUACCAUUGGGACUUGGAAACUUGACUCAGUUAGUGGUUCUUGAGCUGUGGAACAAUUCUUUAUCAGGCUCUUUACCAAGUGAUCUUGGUAAAAAUGCUCCAUUGGUGUGGUUGGAUAUAUCAUCCAACUCAUUCUCCGGUGAGAUUCCAGCGACAUUGUGCAAUAAAGGCAAUCUCACCAAGCUCAUCCUCUUCAACAAUGCCUUCACAGGUUCAAUUCCAGUUGGCUUGUCAACCUGUGCUUCACUUGUUCGUGUCCGAAUGCAGAACAAUCUUCUUUCAGGGACAAUCCCAGUUGGUCUCGGCAAGCUUGGGAGGCUUCAAAGGUUAGAAUUGGCUAACAACAAUCUCACUGGUGCAAUCCCAGAUGACAUUUCUUCUUCUACUUCAAUUUCUUUCAUUGAUCUCUCUCGAAACCACCUCCAUUCUUCUGUUCCUUCAACAAUUCUCUCUGCUCCAAGUUUGCAAACCUUCAUGGCCUCGAAUAAUUUCUUAGUAGGAGAGCUUCCAGACCAGUUCCAGGACUGUCCUUCACUUUCUGUGCUUGAUCUUUCAUCAAACAGUUUCUCUGGAACCAUUCCAGCAAGCAUUGCUUCAUGUGAGAGAUUGGUGAAUUUGAAUCUUGCCAACAACCAAUUAACUGGUGAAAUCCCAAAGUCAAUUGCCAUGAUGCCCACAUUGUCCAUUUUGGACUUGUCCAACAACUCUCUCACUGGUGGAAUACCAGAAAAUUUCGGAAUCUCUCCAGCCUUGGAAACUCUCAAUGUCUCAUACAACAAGCUAGAGGGUGCUGUCCCGGCAAAUGGUGUGCUUAGAACAAUAAACCCGAGUGAUCUUGUAGGCAAUGCUGGUCUCUGCGGUGGUGUCCUCCCUCCUUGUGCCCGAAAUCCAGCAUUGGAAUCGAGGCAUAGGAGCUUGCACACUAAGAAUAUUAUUGCAGGAUGGGUGAUUGGCAUUUCAUCAGCUUUAGCAGUUGGAAUUGCACUUUUUGGUGCAAGGUCUCUUUACAAGAGGUGGUAUUCGAAUGGAAGUUGCUUCGAAGAUAGAUUCGAUGUGGGAAAUGGAGAAUGGCCAUGGAGAUUAAUGGCAUUCCAGAGGCUUGGUUUCACAAGUGCUGACAUUUUGGCUUGUGUGAAGGAAUCAAAUGUGAUUGGAAUGGGAGCUACUGGCAUUGUCUAUAAGGCUGAGAUAACAAGAUCAAACACAGUUGUUGCAGUUAAGAAGUUGUGGAGACCAGCAACAGAUGUUGAAACUGGAAGCAGUGGUGAUCUAGUGGGGGAAGUGAAUCUCUUGGGGAAGCUAAGGCAUCGAAACAUUGUUCGGUUACUAGGAUUUCUGAACAAUGAUACCAAUUUGAUGAUUAUAUAUGAGUUUAUGAGCAAUGGCAGCCUUGGAGAAGCCCUUCAUGGCAAGCAAGCUGCAAGGUUGCUUGUAGAUUGGGUUACAAGAUAUAACAUAGCAGUCGGAGUUGCGCAAGGUCUUGCUUAUCUCCACCAUGAUUGUCACCCACCAGUCAUUCAUAGAGACAUCAAGUCCAAUAACAUACUACUCGAUGCAAACCUUGAGGCUAGGAUUGCAGAUUUCGGGUUGGCAAGGAUGAUGGUCCGAACAAAUGAGACAGUUUCCAUGGUGGCUGGUUCAUACGGCUACAUUGCCCCUGAAUAUGGAUACACAUUGAAGGUUGAUGAGAAGAUUGACAUCUACAGCUAUGGUGUGGUUCUAUUGGAGCUUCUAACAGGAAAGAGGCCAUUAGACCCUGAGUUUGGAGAGUCGGUAGACAUCGUGGAAUGGAUUCGAAGGAAGAUUAGGGACAACAAAUGUUUAGAAGAAGUAUUAGACCCCAGUGUAGGAAAUUGCAAGCAUGUUCAAGAAGAGAUGCUCUUAGUCCUUAGAAUAGCACUUGUUUGCACUACCAAGCUUCCCAAGGACAGACCCUCCAUGAGAGAUGUCAUAUCCAUGCUUGGAGAGGCUAAGCCUCGACGGAAAAGCAGUAGCAACAACAAUGAUGCAUAUGCAACUAACAAAGACCAGCCAGUCUUUAGUACCUCACCUGUAAAUGGUCUUCUAUAGGGACAGAAUUAUGAGUUCCCUAUUUGGUCAUCAUUAUUUUGAUUUUUCAAGUUGUAUGUAAGAUUAAGAUUGCAUUUUUGUUAAUGUUUGUAAUCAGUGGUUCGUAUUUGUGUAUGAAGAAAGAGGAUUGUAACCAGAGAAUAUUGUACCCAUUACCAGAAUAACAACAACGUUCAACAUAAGCCUUGAGCUUAAUUUUCUCUAAACUUGCUUACAAUUUAUAAAGGGAACCCAUCAAAUAUAUUCCUUCUUACAAACACAAAUAUAUCAGGAUCCUAACUGAUAGAGACAAAACUUAAGACAAUUGAAGCAACAUCAGAUGAAAUACUUUGAUCUUCAAUUGCAACUCUAGUCCUCUUCCCAUAAACAAUCUUUCCUUGAGCACCCAGAUUCGCCUUGAGAGGAUUCUCACUCAUAUUCUCUUUAAGGAGAUUUCUCCUCACCCAGAUUCCCCUUGAGGAGACUACUCCUCACCCAUCGCCUUGAGGGGAUCUAUUAGUACAUUUCCUGACUACAAAUCAUUUUAAAAAUUUUACACCCACAAAAACUCCAUUAUAUAUGUUUCUGUAUGAAUAACCGAGUUAUUUUUUUUUCUCUAGUCAGAUUUUACAUAUAUCUCUUCAUUUUUCUCUAAUCAAAUUUGACAAUAUCAAAGAAAUUUCACCAAAAUAGAAAAAAAUAAAAUAUUUUUCUUGUCUAAUAUAUCAAUCACUCGAAAAAUAUAUCUGGAGAUAUAUCGACAGAUAUUUCAAACGCUACACCAAGUCACUUCAUGCACUUUGUUUUUUUACUCCUUAAGGUCAGCUCCGCUAAUAUGUACAAAUUU
This is a messenger RNA of Rosa rugosa (rugosa rose), 4442 nucleotides long. Its product is annotated as MDIS1-interacting receptor like kinase 1. Bases 578 to 3616 code for a protein of 1012 amino acids. The transcript has 2 exons. The record is from RefSeq and is a predicted model, not a curated record. Gene Ontology annotation, molecular function: protein kinase activity; protein binding; ATP binding. Lineage: Eukaryota; Viridiplantae; Streptophyta; Magnoliopsida; Rosales; Rosaceae. Gene Ontology annotation, biological process: protein phosphorylation.